UAAACAAACAAACAAAAGACUAAUAAGAAAGAAAGUAAACGCAGCUUAUGGCGAGGUUUCUUUGAAAUCACUUGGAAGAGGAGAUAUGUUUUCUUUGAAGUUGGCUGGCUGCUCAGAAAAUUGUCGUUCAACUAUAUACUAUAUGCAUCUCCUAUCUCACACAUACGAGUACACGGACUGAGGAGCAAAAAGUUCUCUCUACCUCAAAUUAGUGUGCUUGGCUAUUUGUGGAGCUGCUUUUGCAGAAAGUGAGAGUGGAAAAGACAACGCAUAAAUGGCAACCUUUGUGAGGAUUACAGUGUUGAUAUGGGCUGACAUAUUGGCUGGGUACGCGAUGUGGGUGAUGAUGACUUACUUAACGAAUGUUUGGAAGAUCAAUUUGACGCACGCUACUGGAAUUAUAAACAUUUGGGGAGGCAUAGCUUCCAUAAUGCCGCUAGGCUUUGCCUUCCUUGUCGAUAUGUUCAUCGGACACUAUGCAAUGCUCCUGUUCUCCAGCAUCGCCUAUUGUAUUGGGUUGGGCUUUCUAUCCAUGUCAACACCACCAGUCCUCUCAAAAUCCACAGACACUUGCAGUGCUUACAAACCAGAAUGCAUAGGUCACACACAAAAAGCCCUCUUCUACACUGCCUUAUCUCUCAUAGCCGUGGGAAUCUCUGGCCACACGGUCUCUCUACCACCAUUUUUCACAGCACAAACAACAGCUAGCAAUGACAGAGACACGGGACGAAAACUUCUGUGGCAAAUUGUGGGCAUCUUCGGCAUCAUUCUCGUGCCCAUAAUUGGAGGCAUUGCACUUCCAUAUAUAAAGCAAUGGUCUGUUAGGUUUGGAAUUCCAGCAAUAUGUAGUUUGGUUGCAACACUAUUGUUCUUGAGUGGGUCCUGUUCAUAUAAGUAUGAUAAGCCACAGGGGAGUCCAUUAACAACUGUGUUCAGAGUGUUUGUAGCCUCUGUUUGUAAGAUGUGUCAACCACUUCCUAGUGAUGGAAAUGAGCUUUAUGAGAAAGAUGGCACUGAUGCUAAGUUGAUGCCUCACACUGGUAGUCUCAGGUGCUUAGACAAGGCAGCGAUCAUAUUGGCAAACAAAACUCGAGAAGAACAAGAGAGAACCAGAUGGAGACUCUGUAGAGUCACAGAAGUUGAAGAAACCAAAAUCGGCAUUCGAAUAAUCCCAAUGUGGCUAACUUUCAUCGCCUGCGGUAUCAUAACUUCCAUAGGAAACACCUUCUUUCUUGAGCAAGCAAACCACAUGAACCGCAAGCUUGGACGCUUAAACCUCCCUCUCCCAAUCCUCCUAAUGUUCUACGACUUUUCAAAAUCUCAAUUCGCCAAAUUAUACUUCACUUUAACAAAAUACCUCCGCGAAGCAGGACUCAAACACUACGCUCCCCCAAUUGGCAUUGCAGCAUCAAUAACAUUUGCGAUCCUAACUUGCAUUACUGCCGCAAGUGUGGAAACGCGAAGGCUAAGUGUGAUUAGAAAACACAGUUUACUCGACAAGCCUGAUGAGAAAAUCCCAAUGAGUAUGUUUUGGUUGCUUCCACAGUUUUUACUCCUUGGGGCGCUUGAUGGGGUUGCUGAGAAUGGGAUCAUGAGUUUUUUCAAAGAUCAGGGUCCGCCAUCGAUGAGGGACUAUUUCGUGUUAUUCACAAGAGGAGUGAUUGGAUUGGGAAUGAUGGGUAAUGUCAUUUUUGUAUAUGUGGUGGGAAAGGUGAAGCCGAGUUGGUUAAAGGAUACAUUGAAUAUGAGUCGAUUGGACAAGUACUAUUGGACACUGGCAGUGUUGAGUGCUGUGAAUCUUGUGGUGUAUGUUUUGGUAGCAACAUGGUUUUCAUAUAGGGGAUGUGCAGACGAUGAUGGCGAGGAAGCACCUGAAGUUGAAGGAGCUGUGACGCCGUAUGAUGAAAAUAAGCAGGGUUGCUGCUGCUGCUGUUAGGUUUUUUUUUUUUUUUUUUGGCCAAUUUAGUGGCUUUUUUUACACAAAUAGAUCACAGAUUCGGAGACAACCCUCUCGCAUGAGGUGAGUCUCUAAAUCUAUGUAAGAAGGUUGUGUCGGAUUUUUUUUUUUUAAGUUUUGGUGUUAGUAGAAGAACUGUUCUUACAUUUUGCAUCCAAUUUGUUCAUUGUGUAUGUAAUUGAUAUGACAUUAAAGAGAGAGGAAUGAAGUGAAAAGAAAACUCUUCUAUUCAAUUCAAUAA
Messenger RNA from Camellia sinensis, 2198 nucleotides. The record is from RefSeq and is a predicted model, not a curated record. Lineage: Eukaryota; Viridiplantae; Streptophyta; Magnoliopsida; Ericales; Theaceae.